Messenger RNA from Dalotia coriaria, 2968 nucleotides. It is a transcript of the gene Frmd5, whose product is annotated as FERM domain containing. Gene Ontology annotation, molecular function: cytoskeletal protein binding. The record is from RefSeq and is a predicted model, not a curated record. Lineage: Eukaryota; Metazoa; Arthropoda; Insecta; Coleoptera; Staphylinidae. The transcript has 5 exons. Gene Ontology annotation, cellular component: cytoskeleton. The coding region runs from base 328 to 2046 and encodes 572 amino acids.
CAUUACAACCCUGCACUCAGCGAAAGCCGGAAAGCAGAGAAAACAGAAAACAAGUGACCGUCGAAGUGGCGCCCGGCUGAUGAAAGUCGUCCGGGUCGCUCCGGCUGUCAGACGCAUCCAGAGCAGGCCACCGAACCACCGAAAUGUGAUAAACACUCACGAAGACGCCGAAAAUCGCAAAAUCUCCUCGAAUACGCUGUGCGCACACUAGAAAUCCAACAAACGUGCAGUGAACAACAUGAAAACAUAAGGGAAACAUAGAAGAUACAGUUGAAAGGAGAAAACAUGCCGUCAAAGUAGCACAGCAACACAUGUUAAGAAGGAAAAAUGUUAAAGUUUGGCUCUCGAGGUGACAGUAACAUUGUGCACAAAUGCACUGUGCGGCUGCUCGAAGACACGGAGAUUUUAGAAUGUGAAUAUAAGCCUCAUAGUAAAGGCAAAUAUCUGUUGGAUUAUGUCUGUCAACAAUUGAAUCUUGUUGAACAGGAUUACCUAGGACUGAGAUAUGUUGAUAUCAAUGAACAAAGACACUGGUUAGAUCUUGGCAAAUCCAUCGCCAAACAAGUGAAAGAUCUGGAUCCAGUGCUAUUUAGUUUCCGUAUUAAGUUUUACCCGCCGGAUCCUUUUAAGGUGAAGGAGGAGAUCACGCGGUAUCAGUUAUUUUUACAAGUGAAGCGCGAUCUCCUCCAUGGGCGCUUGUAUUGUGUGCCGAAUGAGGCGGCGCAGUUGGCUGCCUACAUUGUGCAGUGGGAGCUUGGCGAUCAUGAUCCAGAAAUCCACUAUGGAAAUUAUGUCAGCGACUUGCGCAUCCUCAUCAAACAAACCGAGGCCAUUGAAGAAAAAGCAAUGGAGAUCCAUCAGAAACAACUGAAAGGGCAGACGCCCGAGCAAAUGGAGAAUAUGUUUAUGAAGCUAGCGGCGCAGUUAGACACCUAUGGCAUUGAUCCGCAUUCGGUGAAGGACCAUAAGAGCUCGCAACUUUAUUUAGGGAUUAACUACAGUGGGAUAUUAACGAUUCAGGGCUCGAAAAAGACUCACCACUUUCGGUGGCUGGAUAUCCAGAAGAUUAACUAUGAGGGGAAGAUGUUUAUUAUACAUUUGAAUUAUAACGAUAAGAAACACACCGUAGGUUUCAAAUGUCCCACAGGCGCUGCCUGCAGACAUGUGUGGCGCUGUGCAAUGGAACAAAUGUUGUUUUUUACGUUAAAUAAGAGUUCCGACGCGCCGAUUGUUUCCGGCGGUGGAUUUUUCUCCUGGGGCACAAAGUUCAAGUACACCGGGCGCACAGAAAAAGAAAUUCGCGAAGACACCAAUUCACCUGACAGAGAAGAGCCGAACAUCCAGCGCACGGCGAGUCUGCGCCGCAAGGCGUCUUCAGUUCCGGCCACGCCUUCCACACCCCUCCAGCCACAUCUUGGUUACAAUAAUCUAACGCGCUCCAGUCAUUCGGACGCUGGUGGAUCACGCAUGGAGCCCUGUUCUUCAUCUGGUUUAUGCUCCGGUCUCGACGGACAAAUCUACGCUGACGUCGCAGGUCUUGAAACAGUUUGUGAGGAUCAGGAAGGAUCUGGCAUGACUAAACUACGUACAACCGUCCUGAAAGACGAUUCGAUGGACCGGUUCAGCGAUUACUACUUCCGCGAUUCCUUCGAGCACUCCUCUAGUGAAUCGCAGUUGAAUCUAGCGUCGUUUGGUAGGUCUAGCGUGUAUGAACCGACGACAGCGCGCUCUAGUCGUAGUCAAACGCCGCUGCUAUCGCACUCCACUGUCGAUGGGCGCGCAUGCGUGCCGAACAAUCAUGGCGCAGCGAAGGCAGCGCCAACUACACCACGCGGCGGGCGGAGAUUUAACGUUGUCAAAGCAUUCGUGCCGUCAUUCGUCAUCGUCACCACACUUGUACUAGCAUCAACCAUCGUACUCAUGGAGAGCGAAAGCGAUGCACUCACUGGUCUACGCGCGACACCGGAGAUCAACUCGUUAAGGUAUCAGGUGUACGAGCCGUUGAAGCAGUACAUUCGGGCGAUUUGGGCGAGACUUUUCUCCUAACCACCAACAAUCAGCCCAAAGACAAGAUGUCGGCGGUUUUUAGAUAUAGGUUAAAUUCAUUCCGAGUCUUAGAUUAUAUUUUAGCUUGAAGCGCCCUCUACGUUUAACUAUUGUAAGCCUAGCUGACAAUUUUGAACCUAACUUGCCAAAGGAAACUAACUCAAAUAUUUGAAUCUGCGCAGAAACGAUGGGAACAAGAGCACACACACAAAACACACUGAUUACUUAUAUACUUAAAUGAUAUCCUAGUGAAAUUGAAUUACCAUUUGAUUAGUUGAAUGAUUAGCUGCGAUUUUGCAAACACUUGUUGAUGAUGCAACAACAACGAAACCAAACAAAACUAAAUUAACGAACGCAAGCGAGCGAUUAUUUUCGUACCGUACCUGCCUGAUAAAGUGGGAACGAAAUUAGAUUGAUUGUUACCAUGUUUAUAAAGGUGAGAUAAGGAGAGAACACGCAUUUGCAUUGAGAUUUAUCAAUACUAUGUAAUUAAUUAGCGACUUAAUUAGCUAGGCGAUAACGUCGGCAAAUGUCCUACAUGAAAACAUUCAAGAUGGCGGAGUAACUAAACGUUGCAAUUUUGCGUAGUCCAAACGCCGUCAAAAACGAUGCAAUUAGUGAUAUAACAUUAAUUACGAUAUUAACUAAUUAAUCUUUGAAUCUCUACGAAUUAAGACAACAAAUGAGCAAACACACAAAAAAACGCAAAACCAACAUUUAUAAAUCUAAUAUAUAUGAUCCCAUUUUUUAACCUCUAAAAAAAAACUCUAAAGUAAACAGAAAACAAAACACGCUACAUAUACAAGAGAACACUGGGCCAGUUUGCUGAUCGCCCAUUGUGUUAUACCUGUACAUACAUAACAACUAGCGAUAUUAACUAUAAUGGCAGAAAGUUUAAAUGAAAUUUCAAACAAAGCAAUAA